GCUACUACAGAGUGACCAUCACUUUUGUCAACCUUGUAUACAGCCCGUCACUGGCUGACAGAAACAGUGCCCAGUUUACACAGCUGUCUGCUCAACUCAAACGGGACAUAGAAUCCAUAUUCACUGCAGCUAGAGGGGAACAGACAGUCACUGUGUUAAGUUUUAGUGAGGGAUCAGUCGUAGUGACAUUUGACCUAGGAAGUGAUGGUCCAGCCACUGAAGAAGAGUUGAGAAGAAUUCUAGAAGAUGCCAUUCGCAGCGGAAGAAUCGGCAACAAUGCUGUCAGUCGUGAAGGAUUUUCUUUUAGGGCACUUGAUGAACCUGUGUCAUGCCCACCCACUGUUGGCCGGGCACCAGAUGCUCUGCCCCGAAACGGAACAAACUGGGCUAGCCUGCUGAUCAACAACGUGUUUCCUUGCAGUGGCAGAGUUACAGGCUGGGAGUACUACAGAGUGGUCGCCCAAGGUGAUGAGCUGCCACCAGCUCCUAUCGGAUACAGGAAUGUUGAUCUGGAACAGCCAAUCUCAGUACAACAGGGAGACUUUAUAGGCAUCUUCUAUCCUCGUUCAACCCAAAACAAUGUUAUAGCACAAGCCACUCUUGAAGACGAUGCUGUCUUAUCUCAUGAGCUCUACCAGACCUUUUACGUUCAAUUUUAUGAGGACUCUGUACGCGUAGGCGAACCUUUUGACAUCAGCAGGGUUAAUAGCUCAGCCACCAAUGCAACGUUUGCUAUCAGAGCUCUCAUGGACUACAAUGGGAUUGAAUAUGAUUUAGGAGUUCAUACAUGUGCUUCUAAUGAGUUUUCAUGUGGUGACACACACUGCAUUCAGGCAGAGUAUGUCUGUGAUGGUCAGGUUGACUGUAAUAAUGGCCGGGAUGAGCAAAACUGCCCCACAACAAUUGAAUCAGAAGAGCCUUGCCUUGAAGGUCGAUUCCGCUGCAGCGAUGGCACUUGCAUUAGUCGUAUCUUGAGGUGUGAUGGAAAAGCAGAUUGUCCUGAUGGUUCAGAUGAGCGAUGUGGUAAUGAUUUGCAUUUGAACAUUCCAGAACCCUGUCAGGUGGGUGAAUUCACUUGUAACAACAGGGAGUGUGUUGCAGACAGUCUUCGUUGCAAUGGGCAAAGUGACUGUCAGGAUGGAUCAGAUGAAGACAACUGCCCGACAGAGUGCAAAGAGGAUGACUUCCAGUGUGGGAGCGGAGAGUGUAUUCACAUUAGCAGUGUAUGUGACGCAUUCCCAGACUGUGAAGAUCGCUCAGAUGAAGAUCCAGACAGAUGUUGUAA
This is a messenger RNA of Candidula unifasciata, 1285 nucleotides long. The record is from the annotation of a GenBank genome assembly. Lineage: Eukaryota; Metazoa; Mollusca; Gastropoda; Stylommatophora; Geomitridae.